Diatraea saccharalis (sugarcane borer) is the source of this 2181-nucleotide messenger RNA. Lineage: Eukaryota; Metazoa; Arthropoda; Insecta; Lepidoptera; Crambidae. The record is from the annotation of a GenBank genome assembly.
UUUAGCAACGAAAAGCAAAGUCAAAACAGUUUAAAAAUGUUCAGUUCUCUAAAAUUUGUUGCGAGUCGUGUUGCUGUGCGUUUUGGUAAUUAUUUUCAAGGUUCCGCAACAAAAAUGGGAAGUUCAUUUUCAAGAUCUUAUGCUCCGAAUAGCUGUGGUAAUAGGGGGAUUUCUGAAUCAAGUGGGACAGGUACAAUAUCACGUAUGGACUCUACAAGUAACUAUGUGGAGUCAGUGGUAUGUAGUGAAAAUGACCUAAAAGACAAUGAAAUGAAGGUUUUUGAAGUUGGAGAAUCUGGAAAAGUACUUCUCAUUAAACAAAAAGGAGAAUUUAGUGCAGUUGGAACAAAAUGUACACACUAUGGAGCUCCAUUGGUAUCUGGAGCAUUGGGUGAUGGUCGAGUGAGAUGUCCUUGGCAUGGAGCAUGCUUUAAUAUCAAGACUGGGGAUAUUGAGGAUUUUCCUGGGUUUGACUCCUUACCAUGUUAUCAAGUUACAGUUAGUGAAAAGGGUGAAGUAAAGGUGCGCGCAAAGAUAAGCGAUUUGAAAUCAAAUAAGCGUAUUAAAGAUAUAGGUGGAGCGGCAGCAGUAUGCGAAGGAGCCUCUGUCGUGAUUGUUGGCGGUGGUCCGUCAGGCGCUACCUGUGCGGAGACCCUACGCAGUGAAGGCUACCAGGGUCGUAUCACUGUAGUCUCUAAGGAGCCUUAUUUACCUUAUGACAGGACCAAAGUCUCCAAAAUUGGCGCUAUAUCUAAUAUAGAAAAUCUCCAAGCCAGAUCGCAAGAAUACUACCAGAACGCAAAAAUUGAUAUCCUUAGAAAUAUUGAUGCCACAAAAGUCGAACCGCAGGAGAAAUUAGUACAUCUCAGUGACGGCACUAAACUACGCUACAGUGCUCUGUAUCUAGCGACCGGAUCUCAGCCUCGGAAACCGGAUAUUCCUGGAAUUAAUCUUCAAAAUAUUUUCACUGUAAGGGACUAUGAUGAUAAUAAGAAUAUACUAAAUACUAUAGGCGAGAAUAAGGAUAAGGACGUAGUCGUCCUUGGACUAAGCUUCAUCGGAUUAGAGACUGCUUCAUCUUGUAACGAAAAGGCCAAAUCGAUGACUGUCGUCGGUAAAGACUUUGCUCCUUUAGGACAAAUAUUUGGGAGGGAAAUUGGUCAAAGCCUCACGAAGUUAUAUGAAGAAAAAGGAGUCAAGUUUCAAUUUGAAACCACCAUUUCGAAAUGCAUCGGUGAGAACGGCAUGAUAAAAUCGGUGGAGCUCGAUAACGGAACCACGCUGCCAGCUGAUAUUCUAAUUUUGGGCGUGGGAACUACAUUCUAUACGAAUUUCCUACGUGAUAGCGGUAUUGAAUUGUUACCCAAUGGUGCGGUUAAUGUAAACGAUAGAUUGGAGACAAACAUUAAAAAUAUCUACGCAGGUGGCGACAUCGCAAACGCCCCAGUUUUUGCACACAAUAACAAACCCAUGAGCAUCGGCCACAUUGGACUCUCACAGUAUCACGGACGCAUUGCCGCAUUAAACAUUUUGAGGAAAGACAUCCAACUGAAAACGGUACCUUAUUUCUGGACGACAGUAUUCGGAAAGUCCAUUCGUUAUACAGGCUGUGGCAAAGCUGCUAGUACUUUAGUGGAUGGUGAUGUAGACUCUCUUAAAUUUGUCAUCUUUUUCUUUGAUGAAUCAGAUAAAGUUAUUGCUGUUGCUUCUUGUAUGAGAGAUCCAGUUGUAUCUCAGUUUGCUGAGUUUCUUUACCAGGGUAAAACCCUCCAUAGAAAAGAUUUGAAACCUGAUGAUCUGUAUGCAUGGACGAAAAAUAUUAAUUGAGUUAUUACACACAAUCAUGGCACGUCACUAAAGUACAAUAGCGCAUAAUCACUUCACGCACACGAAAUGUGGUUCUGCAACUAAUUUAGUACUAAAUUAUUAUAUUUUAGAUUAAAAAUUGAUUGGAGAAAUUAGAAAGUUAUUAUAAACAGACUUAAAAUUGUUCAAUUGCACAGUCAACUAUACAUAACUCAAUUUUCCUAAUCGAUUUUAAACCUUGUAGAGGUCAAAAUCCAUAGUAGUUAAACAUAUUGUGGUAACUUGACGUGCAGCCGUGUGUACCAUAACAGCCAUUUUAGAAUUUUCGUUAAAAGUGUUUAACUUAAUGACAGGGAUUUUAAGAGUAUUAACUUU